AUGACUACAAAAGAUGCCACUACCGAAAAAACUGUCCCAAAGAGUAUACACAUAGACUUUUUAGAUCAAUCUUCAGAUGAUUCAAACCUAGAAGAUUCUAAUACUUUGGCGAAGGAGUAUACAUUAGAUAUUCCUCGAAUUCCUUCAGUUGAAUUACCGUUGCAUGUUUCAGGAAGGCCUGAAAGUGUCACAAAAGCGGUAAGUAUGUGUGGAGGUAUAGACAAAAUUAAAGAGAUGUUAAAGAAGAGUACUGACCCAGAGGUGGAGAACUACCUUGAGUUAUACUUAAAUGACAUGAAGACUAAGGAUGGUACUGAGAAUUCCUUCUUUAACGAGCACCCAAUAAUUGGUAAACCAGUUCCGUAUAGAGAUAGUUCAGUUGUGUUGAAAGUUGUUAUGCCUAAGGGUACCAUGAAGAAGCAUGAAGGUAACAUUCAAAAAUCAUUAGCUUCGUUACAUUCCAAGGAUUACAAAAUCACACCUGUUGCUGUUGUUGAUAACACAAUUAAGUUCAGAGAAAUGUCUGAUUUUCAAUAUCGUUUAGACAAUGUCCCAGCUGCAAAUGAAUAUGUGCAAAGCUUUGGUUCAUUGGAAUGGCAGAAUAUUAAACAAUUAGUAGAUUCAGUUCCUGAUAAUGAUACAAUGCCACAAGAAAAUAUCAGUAACUUAAUUUUCAAUAGAGGCUUAAAGUCACCAAGUUCGGAUUACCAAUUACCACCGCCACCUCGACUAUCCAUGAUCGGCUUUCCUCAUUUGUACAAGUAUAAAAAGAAUCCUUUAGCGGUCAAAAAAGCAGACGGUGUUUCUGAAGUGAAGGGCUCCUAUAUCAAAAAUUAUCAAUUAUUUUUACAUACAUUGGGUGAUGAUGUUAAGAUUCCAUUACAACCACACAAGAGUUUACAAAAUGAUUACAAGAUAGCGAAGGAGACAAACAUUUAUCCAGGCACAAAGGAGUCCUCUAAAUUCUAUGAAUCAUUGGAAGAAUGUUUGUCCAUAUUAGAGCAACUUUUCGAGAAAAGACCGAUUUGGAUUAAGAGACAUUUGGAUGGUAUCAUACCUAAGAGAAUACACCACACUUUGAAAAUUGCAUUGGCACUAAUUACUUACAGAUUUACUAUGGGGCCAUGGAGAAAUACUUAUAUCAAAUUUGGUUGUGAUCCAAGGUCAUCCAAAGAAUAUGCUAAAUAUCAAACUGAAUAUUUUAAGAUUGAAAGAAAAUUAUUAUCUUCACAAACAGUCAGGAAGAAUAUUCCAAAAUUAAAUGAACCUGUAUUCGAGUCUAACAUCCCAGGCGAUAUUGACACAAGAUUCAGAUUUGAUGGGAAGCAAAUCCCAUGGUAUUUAAUGUUACAAAUUGAUAUGUUAAUAUGCGAACCGAAUGUGGCCGAAGUAUACGAUAAAGUCGAAUAUUUGGAGACCCCUAAUGAAAUCACAGGUUGGUUUAGCGAGUUAGAUUUGGUUAAAAUAAGAAGAAUUGUUAAGUAUGAAUUAGGUUGCCUGGCUCAAGGUAAUCUUGAUUUCAACAAGUAUAAAUUAAAAUACUUCAAGACAAUGCAAUAUGUGAAAGAAUCUUUAAUAAAUGAAAAGGAUAUAAAAGAAUCACAAGCCGUUGAUGCUGAUGGUGAUAUUGAUAUGGAUAAUGAUUCAAAUGGAAAUAAAGGUGACAACAACAAAUCCAAAGAAAUAACGCCAGGCGAUAUAGAAGAUGAAGACGACGACGAUAACGGAAUCAUUGCAGGCGAAGUUGACGAAGAUGCCCUCGAUGCAGAAGAGUCUGAUUCCAAUGAUAAUAUACGCAUAGCGGACGCCAUGGAGGAUGAGAUAACUCAAUCAAAAGAAAAUUUUGACCUCUCAUCCGCAAAUUUUCAAGAUGUUGUUGCUCGUAUAAUGGAAUCUGAUCCUGAAACUGCUAAACGGUUACAAGCUGAGUUGGAGGGGUUUGUAAAUAUUAAUAAGAUAUAA
Messenger RNA from Maudiozyma saulgeensis, 1962 nucleotides. NCBI's taxonomy places the organism in Eukaryota, Fungi, Ascomycota, Saccharomycetes, Saccharomycetales, Saccharomycetaceae. The record is from the annotation of a GenBank genome assembly.